GCUCCUGCAGCCUGCGCCCCAGGCGGCCCCGGUCCCUCCCCGGCCCGGGCCGUUCCGCACCCACCCGAGUGGUCAGACGCGGGGAACCGCACGCGCGCCAGAGCGCCCCGACUCCCGGCGGCACCGCGCGCGUGCGGGGCUCAUCGCGGCCGCUGGCCCCGCGCAGCUCCGAGCGCGCCAGAAGGAGAAGAAUUUCUGCUGUUGGAGUGGCCUUGUCUGGGUGCCCCACGGUGUCCCCAGGGGUCUGACAGUUCCGGCUUAUUCUGGCACAUUUCUCCAUCACCCUUCCAACAUGGCAGCCAUCAAUUUGACUCAUGAUCUUCUGUCAAUGGAUCCAGUCUCCCUUCAUGAGGAAAACACAGAGGCAGAAAGGAUGGCUCUCUGGCUGAAAAAUCCUCAUCAGGAUCCAGUGACCUUUGAUGAUGUGGCUGUGGACUUCACCCAGGAGGAGUGGAUGUUAUUGGACCUUACUCAGAGAAAGCUAUACAGAAGUGUGAUGCUGAAUAACUAUUGGAACCUGGUUAAAGUAGGAUACCAACUGUCCAAACCCAGUCUGAUAGCUUGGCUGGAACAAGAAGAGUUGAGGACAGUGGAGAAAGAAGUUUUACAAGAAUGGACAGUGAGACUCAAAACCAAAGGGUCCGCAUUUCACCAGAAUAUUGUCGGAGGAAAAAUAUCCAGUGAGGAAAGGACCCACAGGGGGGCAGAACUUUAUGAGCAAUGCGGAAGAGUCCUCAGUCAACAUGUAUUACUUAAGACACAUGUAAAGACUCAAAAUAGAGGAAAUAAUUCUGAGUGUAGUCAGUACAGAAAAUGCUUUUAUACAGUGAGCAAGAAAAACUCUACUGAAGAGGAAGUUACUGAGUUUAAUCAGCUUGGCAGCAGCCUGACAGAGAAACCCUUUGAACACAGUGACUGUGGAACAAUGUUUGUGACUCACCCACAAUUUCAGUCACAUGUGAGAACUCACAAGGGAGAAAAACUUGAUGAAGGGAACCAAUAUAAAGGAGUUUUAAUUCAGUCAACAGGCUUUCCUGUGCAUGUUGAAAUGCAAGUUGAUAAAAAACCCUAUAAAUGUAAGGAAUGUGGGAGGUUGUAUACAGAUUCCAAAUGCCUUAAUGAUCACAUGGCUCGAAUUCAUACUAGGGCAAGACCCUUUAAGUGUAAGGAAUGUGGGAAAACUUUUGUUCAUCCCUCAGCCCUUAAAAGACAUCUAAUAAGUCACACUGGAGAGAGGCCCUUUGAAUGUCGUGAAUGUGGGAAAACCUUUGCCAUACCGUCAUAUCUAACUGCACACUUGAAAAUUCACACUGGAGAUAAGCCAUUUGAGUGUAAUUUAUGUGGAAAAGCAUACCCAUAUCCCUCGGUACUUAAGACUCACAUGCGAACUCACACUGGAGAGAAGCCCUAUGAAUGUAAGCACUGUGGAAAAGCCUUCUCUGUGAAUGCAACCCUGACUCAACAUGUGAGACUUCACACUGGAGAGAAGCCCUAUCAGUGUGAGAAAUGUGGGAAGGCCUUCACUGGGCCUUCAAGCCUUAGCAAACAUGUACGAACUCAAGAUAAGCCCUAUGAAUGUAAGCAGUGCAGGAAAGCCUUUGCUGUUUCCUCAGGCCUAACUCUGCAUAUUAGAAUUCAUACUGGAAAGAAACCCUAUCAAUGUAAGGUAUGUGAGAAAGUCUUUAUAUCAUGGUCAGACUAAUAAUGCAAAUUCACAGUGGAUAGAAAGCCUCUUUUAUGUACGGAAUGUGGGAAAGCCCUGUUACUCCAGUUCAUUUCAAAAACAUGAAAAAACUGUAGAGAAACUUAAGUGUGAUGAGUAUGUCCCCAGUUACUUUGAAUAUAUGAAAGAACUUAAGCCAAUUAGAUGCUCCAUGAAUGUAAGCAAGCAAUCUACAGCUCAGCAUAUAAGCAACAUGUAACACUUAUUAAGCUUACAGGAUGGUUCUCUGCAUCUAUUUUGAACGUGCCAUUCUGCCCUGACCAUUCCUGGGAACAGUAGGGCUUUUUCUUCCUGAUAACCAUUGCUAGGCCAGUCUAGGUUCUACAUUUAGUAUACAGCCUUGCCAAAGUGGGGCUAUUGAGCAUAGAAUUAAUCCUACUUAAGCCAUCUGAAUCCUUUUUGUAUUGAUCUGGUUAAUGAUUGUGAAGAUGGUGACCACUUGAAUCAGUUCAGUACUCAUGGAGUCCAUCUGUGUACCUCAUGCAGGCCAAGCUGGAAGAUACAGUGCCCCUGUAGAUUAUCUAAAUGAUGCUCUUGUCCUCAGCAGAUCUGAUUCUUUUGUAUUAAGGAAGUACAAAAGGUGAAAUUAUACCUACUACUGUGAGGUACCUCAAUUUCAGGGCCCAGGAAGGGUAAUGACCCCAGAACUAGGGAAGGAAUACUUUUAACUUCAGGCACUGUGCACUGAGAGGCUAGAAACUGGGAAUGUUCUCAAAUGACUCCUAGGUGUAGUACCAUGGCUUGGAAGAAAAUGUAUGUUCAGCAUGAGUUGGCAUGUGGACUUUCAGGUAGGUUUUUCAUUCCUUCAUGUGCUAUGGAAUAGAAACCUGUGAACCUGGCACAUUCUGUUGCUCUGAAAUAUUUUAUGCUGUCAUUUGUAGUUCUUCAAAGUGGGCACUGGAUAGAGAGAACACAAAUCCAAAGCUUUUUCAUAUCCUGACAGUUGAGCAGCCUUUGGUUAGGUCACAUAUGGCCAUGGAGGCCACAGCUGCUUAAUAUUAAUCACUUCCCAUGGGGCUCCACUCAGUGUAAAGCGUGUAUUAAACUAAUUAUAAAUUCUGAUUGGAAGGAACCUGGGUAUGCUUGUGUCAAUUGCAGUUGAGGGACAGUGUAUUAUGAAGUGAGUCUCUUUAGUAUGGAGAUACCUUGACUUCUUGUGCAGGUUGCAGUGUAUAAUAGACUGGCCUCAGUGGACAUUUGAAAUACCUACAACUUCUACCAGAACUUGUUCACAGUUCACUGAGUCCAAGUCCUUGGGGGUCAUGGGUGAGAGGUCAGUGCUGCAGGUUGGCCUCAUCCAGCUGCUUGGACUCUUAGUAAUAGCGUUAUUAAUGGUGUAUGAGGUAAACUGAACAGAUUUACUCCCAACUUCUGUUAGUGGAAGACUGCAUGGUAUGUUCAUGUGAAUAAUUGCUGGAGGUCAAGGUGAUGUCCUUUUGUCAAGGUGUAAUUAAAGGGAAUUUUAAAUUUUGUUAGAGCCAGAUUUAUGCGAUUUUAUUGAUGUAUUCAGAAAUUUUCUCCCAUUGUGGUAUGUUUUGCUGACCCCCCUUUUAUUUUUAUGUUUAUGUGCUUUAAUUGAUCUGGAAUAGACUUUUUAUAGUGUCAUUAUAUUCUAGUUACUACUCUAGCAUGGAUGUAAAAAUUUCCAGGCUAUUUUUUAAAAGACUUUUUCUUUUACUGUGCCAUUUCUGUCAUUGAUCCAAUUUGCAUAUACAUGUCUUUAAUUAUGGUGCAUUAGUUUUCUAAUGGUAAAUCAACCUUGUGAUUCUAGAAAAACCUUAAUUUGGAUAUAAUGCAUUCUUUUAAAAAAUUGCUUGAGUUGUCUUUAGCGAUUACUUUUUUUGGUAGUAAUUUUUGGAUCCUAUUUGUAACAUUCUUACUCUGUUGCCUGAAUUUUUAAAUGAAAACAGGCCAUUUCUAGGGGGAAUAGAAUAAUUUAUGCAUUGGACUUUAAAUUCAUUAAGGUCUAUUGUAUUUGUACUCAGACACAAAACAUACUCUUAAUUUUCAAAAAAUAUUUUUAGUUUGUAAUCAUCUUGCUAUUGUAAUCAUAUGUAAUCUUACAACUCUGAUUGUUGAUAAAUAAAAUGCUGUUGAAUUUGUAACUAGCAGUCUUUGCAAAUAUUUUCACUAAUUCUAGUAAUUGUUUUGUUUCUUCACCUUAGGAAAUCAUGUCUGUAAAAAAUUAUUUUAUUUUUCCUCUUCAUUUCUUAGGUCACACAUGUUUUGUGGCUUUGGACUAAAUGCAACCUGUAAUUCCAUGCUGACUACAAGUAGUGAAAGCCACAGUGCUGUAUUAUUCCCAGUUCUAAUUGGGUAUUGCAAUAUGAG
Manis javanica (Malayan pangolin) is the source of this 4054-nucleotide messenger RNA. RefSeq names its product zinc finger protein 426-like. Gene Ontology annotation, biological process: regulation of cytokine production; negative regulation of transcription by RNA polymerase II; regulation of immune system process. Gene Ontology annotation, cellular component: nucleoplasm. Gene Ontology annotation, molecular function: RNA polymerase II cis-regulatory region sequence-specific DNA binding; DNA-binding transcription repressor activity, RNA polymerase II-specific. The record is from RefSeq and is a predicted model, not a curated record. NCBI's taxonomy places the organism in Eukaryota, Metazoa, Chordata, Mammalia, Pholidota, Manidae.